AUGGCAGAGUAUUCUGGAACCGACCAUUUUCCUUCACCUCUUCCAGAUCUGAAGGACCCAAAUUUGAAUCCAGAUCGGACUGGGUACGAUGAUAUCGAUAAUGCCGAUCCACACCAUCAAAUCAAUCCUGCCUUUGCCAAACUUGAUUCCAACUGGCAGACCAAUACUCGUUCACUCUCUGUCGAACAAGAUGGUGUUACGGAGUACAAUACCGUGUUCUGGGAUGGUGAUCAAGUUGAUCCACUGCCUUCUUCUAUUCCUAUCAAGUCUCAAAGAAUGUUGUCAAAACUUCGUCAACCUUCCAGCAUCAGCUAUGUUGAUUCAAAUGGUGAGACUAAGACAAUUGGUCAACACACGCUUCAAAAGGUACCAGUCAUGUCUCGAGAAGGUCACCCAACUGCCCAAUUGGUUCUUCGAGUUCCUCAUGUUGGCAGUUCAUACAUUGGUUUUCUCAUCAGAUUGACUCGUGGAGAAAUCGCUGGACUCAAGACACGUGCUUGCCUAGAGACCCCGUGUGUCUGCGGUGUCUGUGACAUACACAAGAUUGAAUUCAGAUUUACUUGUGGUACCUUCAAGAUGUUCAGCCGUCCAGGUACUGAUAACGAAUGUUUUGUCACCUUCCAAAAGAUUCACAACCAAAAAUCAUGGAUUAUUGGUCUUGAAGACAUGUCCAAUGCUGAUCAGUGGACCUUGGGAUUCCGUUAUACCGAGCCACAAGAGAAGGAAGAAGGAUGGGCACCACCAGCCAUCAGAUACUGUCGCACCGCAGCGCAAAUAUUCGCCACUAUAGGUCAUGGUCGCCAAGAGGAUAUUUUUCAUUCUUUCUUGAUGCCAACGAGCAAUACUGCCUUCACUGUAUGGAACCCCGUGGUCAACGCCAAGUUUGACCCUGAUGGUGACCAACUUGGUCCACACCAUGACAGAUAUGAGCGUAUGCAUAAUUUUGAAUCUUGGGAGGACUACUGUGUUUUCAACGCCUACGGUCUCAUCUCAGACACUCGUUGGACGCUCAAGUAUCUCGAGCUCUUUCGUGCCGGGGGCUUCAUGACCCAGCUCAUCUUUGUCCCUGAUCAAAAGAAUGCCUUUUAUGCUUCUUUCUUCAUGACUGAAAAGUCUGCCAAUUCUCACAAGAUUCUCGACGUUGGUGACGAAGUUGAGAUCAUGACCUAUCCAUUCACACCUGGUCUCGAUGCGAACGGCAACCCACUCAAAGAUGGUGAAGGCUGGAAAGCCGCUGUCAUUAACCCCGACGAAAUUGAGCACUCUGGUACCCACCUCUUACGAUUUGACAUGUAUUCAGAAAGCCUUUCCUCUUAUCGCAUCUACAAGAAGUACGAACCCAAAGGAUAUACCUAUGCUUUCUAUUUCAAACUCCUCAACUCUGUCAAACCUACCAAGUAUAAAUUAAAGUCUCUUACCGCCAUGCAUCCGAAAGCCAAGCAUGCCUCUCUCAAGCCCAGACCCAGAUUUGGUGAUGGAGACGAUGCCAAUGAUCACCCAUCCACCACAGAUCUCCUUCAAAGUCACGGUGUUGAUGAUAUCACUGGUGCUGACGAGUUAGCGAACGACCAUCCUGCAAACGAUGUUUUCAGCCCUGAGGAACAUACGGUAGCUACAUGGAAGAAUCAGAACAUUGACUACUCCAUCAAUCGCUCUAUUCUAAUGGGUAACAGCAUCUCUGACAUGUGGUAUUGGAACUUGUUCGAAGGCUGUCCACCUGAAAAGCUUGAUGUCAUCCUCUCAAACUGUACCCCCAAGCAGAGAGCUGCCAUUGAAGCUUUUGGUCAUCAAAUUCCUUGUGGUCUCCUCUUUAUCAAAGGACCACCCUGCUCGGGAAAGACAGUCGGUCUCGUUGCCACCAUUGAAAUUGUUCUUUCUUCUGGUAAGAAGGUGUUGGCCGCGGCCGCACAAAACACAGCUGUCAACAACUUGUUCGAUAGAACGGUCAGCUCCAUGGCAAAGCUUAAUCUCAACAAGGACAUUCUAGCUAUCAGACUUUGGUCCAAAAGCAUUGAGUAUAACAAGAUCCCUGUGGUGGCAAAGUUAAUAUUCCGGACAAAGAGAAAUUCAAUAUAA
This is a messenger RNA of Botrytis fragariae, 2076 nucleotides long. RefSeq lists its product as uncharacterized. Lineage: Eukaryota; Fungi; Ascomycota; Leotiomycetes; Helotiales; Sclerotiniaceae. The coding region runs from base 1 to 2076 and encodes 691 amino acids. Gene Ontology annotation, molecular function: helicase activity. The transcript is spliced from 5 exons. The record is from RefSeq and is a predicted model, not a curated record.